Molecule: messenger RNA, 3355 nt
Organism: Gossypium raimondii (Peruvian cotton)
Lineage: Eukaryota; Viridiplantae; Streptophyta; Magnoliopsida; Malvales; Malvaceae
Product: ATPase 9, plasma membrane-type
Exons: 14
Coding region: 212-3163 (983 amino acids)
Biological process (GO): proton export across plasma membrane; regulation of intracellular pH
Cellular component (GO): plasma membrane
Molecular function (GO): ATP hydrolysis activity; ATP binding; P-type proton-exporting transporter activity
Source: RefSeq, a predicted model, not a curated record
UAUUCUUUUGGGAAACAGAAAGAAAAAGAGUCGUAAUUGUUAUAAAUAAGACGUCAAAAGUGUAGCAUCCUUUUGAUGUAAACAACCCUACGGGGAUUUACUGUGAACAAAGAAGAGCCACUGGAGAUUAAGAAGAAUACAAGAGGAUACAAAGGCUAAUAUAACUGUGUUGGGUUUUUUUUUCUUCGAGGAGGAAAAGAAAAGAGAAAAGAUGGUGGACAUAGACGACACCUUGCAGGAGAUCAAGAACGAGAACGUCGAUCUUGAGCGUAUACCCGUUGAAGAAGUAUUUCUGCAGUUGAAAUGCACCAAGGAAGGGUUGACAACCGAGGAGGGGCUGAAGAGACUGCAAAUCUUUGGCCCAAACAAACUCGAAGAGAAGAGUGAAAGCAAGGUUUUGAAGUUCUUGGGAUUUAUGUGGAAUCCUUUAUCAUGGGUGAUGGAGAUUGCAGCAAUUAUGGCCAUUGCUUUGGCCAAUGGAGGAGGCAAGCCCCCAGAUUGGCAAGAUUUCGUUGGUAUCACGGUUUUGCUUAUUAUCAACUCCACUAUCAGUUUCAUUGAAGAAAACAAUGCAGGCAAUGCAGCAGCGGCACUUAUGGCCGGUCUUGCUCCCAAAACCAAGGUCCUAAGAGAUGGAAAAUGGUGCGAGCAAGAAGCUGCGAUUUUGGUACCAGGAGAUAUCAUCAGCAUCAAGUUGGGAGAUAUCAUCCCAGCAGAUGCACGUCUCCUAGAGGGCGAUGCGCUCAAGGUUGAUCAAUCUGCCUUAACUGGUGAGUCUUUGCCGGUAAACAAGAACCCCGGUGAUGGGGUUUACUCGGGUUCUACCGUCAAGCAAGGUGAGCUCGAGGCCGUUGUUAUCGCUACUGGUGUUCACACCUUCUUUGGUAAAGCAGCUCACCUGGUCGAUAGCACCAACAACGUAGGCCACUUCCAGAAGGUAAUCUCACAAGCUUAUGACAAGCAUCAUUUGUGGUAUAUUCUUAACUUGUAUCUGAUGUGUGCACUGGGAUGGGAACUGAUUGAUCAGGUGCUGACCGCAAUUGGGAACUUCUGCAUAUGCUCAAUUGCAGUAGGCAUGCUAGUUGAGAUUGUGGUGAUGUAUCCGAUCCAGCGUCGAAAGUAUAGAGAUGGAAUUGAUAAUCUCUUGGUGCUUCUCAUCGGAGGGAUUCCUAUCGCCAUGCCAACAGUUUUGUCGGUGACAAUGGCUAUCGGGUCUCACCGGCUUUCUCAACAAGGAGCUAUUACAAAGAGAAUGACAGCCAUCGAGGAAAUGGCAGGAAUGGAUGUACUCUGCAGUGACAAGACUGGGACACUUACUCUAAACAAGCUUACUGUAGACAAGAGCAUGGUUGAGGUAUUCACAAAGGAUGUUGACAAGGAAAUGCUUCUGUUACUCGCGGCAAGGGCCUCAAGGGUUGAAAAUCAAGAUGCUAUUGAUGCCUGCAUUGUUGGAAUGCUAGGUGACCCCAAGGAGGCAAGAGAGGGUAUCACAGAGGUCCAUUUCUUCCCUUUUAACCCAGUUGACAAGCGUACAGCCAUGACAUACAUCGAGUCCGAUGGCAGUUGGCAUCGAGUCAGCAAAGGUGCACCAGAGCAGAUCAUUUCUCUCUGCGACCUUCGAGAUGAUGUGAAGAAGAAGGCUCAUGAUAUUAUUGAUAAAUUUGCUGAUCGUGGACUUCGUUCUCUUGGUGUGGCUAGACAAACUGUUCCUGAGAAAACCAAGGACAGCCCGGGGAGUCCAUGGGAAUUUGUGGGCCUUUUACCUCUUUUUGAUCCUCCUAGACACGACAGCGCGGAGACGAUUCGUCGCGCACUCCAUCUUGGUGUGAAUGUCAAGAUGAUUACCGGUGAUCAGUUGGCCAUUGGUAAGGAAACCGGUAGGAGGCUGGGCAUGGGAACCAACAUGUAUCCAUCAUCUGCUCUCCUGGGCCACAAUAAAGAUGAAAAAGUUGACACAAUCGAUGUGGAUGAGCUUAUUGAAAAGGCUGAUGGCUUUGCAGGAGUUUUCCCAGAGCACAAAUAUGAGAUUGUGAAGAGGCUACAAGAAAGGAACCACAUUUGUGGCAUGACUGGAGAUGGAGUGAAUGAUGCACCAGCCCUUAAGAAGGCAGACAUUGGAAUUGCUGUGGAUGACGCAACCGAUGCAGCUCGAAGUGCAUCGGAUAUAGUAUUAACAGAGCCUGGACUAAGUGUGAUUGUUAGUGCUGUUCUAACAAGCAGAGCCAUUUUUCAGAGAAUGAAAAACUAUACCAUCUAUGCCGUUUCCAUCACUAUCCGUAUCGUGCUGGGUUUCAUGCUCCUUGCUCUUAUUUGGAAGUUCGAUUUCUCCCCCUUCAUGGUUUUGAUCAUUGCUAUACUCAAUGACGGAACUAUUAUGACCAUCUCCAAGGACAGGGUUAAGCCAUCUCCUAUGCCUGACUCAUGGAAGCUCAAGGAGAUCUUUGCCACCGGCAUUGUUCUCGGAACCUACCUUGCUUGCAUGACUGUUGUUUUCUUCUGGGCUGCUAACGAUUCCGACUUCUUUUCGGAUAAGUUUGGGGUAAAAUCCAUCCGGUACAGUCAAGAUGAGCUUACAGCCGCUGUGUAUCUCCAAGUGAGUAUUGUGAGUCAGGCACUCAUCUUUGUGACUCGUUCUCGGAGCUGGUCUUUUAUCGAACGUCCCGGUCUCCUUCUAGUGGUUGCCUUCAUUCUAGCACAACUGGUGGCUACUGUCCUUGCCGUUUAUGCAAACUGGGGAUUCGCUAGAAUUAAAGGCAUCGGGUGGCCUUGGGCUGGUGUUAUUUGGCUCUACAGUAUAGUUUUCUACAUCCCACUUGAUGUUCUCAAGUUCUUAAUCCGGUAUGCCUUAAGUGGAAAGGCCUGGGAUAAUCUCCUUCAGAAUAAGACUGCUUUCACAACAAAGAAGGAUUAUGGAAGGGAAGAGAGGGAGGCACAAUGGGCCACGGCGCAACGAACCCUUCAUGGAUUGCAGGCUCCCGGAGCUGAAGAAAUCUUGAAUGAGAAGAGCAGCUACCGAGAGUUAUCGGAGAUCGCCGAACAAGCCAAGAAGCGUGCUGAAGUUGCAAGGUUGAGGGAGCUUCAUACCCUGAAAGGGCAUGUUGACUCAGUUGUGAAACUCAAAGGACUUGACAUUGAGACCAUCAACCAAAACUACACUGUAUGAGAAAUGCAGGGCUGAACAUUGCAAAUUAGCGAUAUCCAAUUUUUUUUUCUUUAUUAGUUGUUUCUGUAAUAACAGAGUGGCAAUAUAAAACACAGGCUUCAUUUAGCUGGUUCUUGUUGUCCGUAUCAAUGUAAUAAAGAAAAUUUUUUCUUCCAUUUAAUGAUUGAAGGAAUCUUUCAUUAAUUCCGUAUA